Messenger RNA from Hylaeus anthracinus, 1312 nucleotides. RefSeq names its product lipid droplet-associated hydrolase (gene sturkopf). NCBI's taxonomy places the organism in Eukaryota, Metazoa, Arthropoda, Insecta, Hymenoptera, Colletidae. Gene Ontology annotation, molecular function: lipase activity. The transcript has 4 exons. Gene Ontology annotation, biological process: lipid storage. Gene Ontology annotation, cellular component: lipid droplet. The coding region runs from base 358 to 1284 and encodes 308 amino acids. The record is from RefSeq and is a predicted model, not a curated record.
CUAUUUCUAAUUCGUCGAUUUCGAAUUUUUGUGUUAUCGUGCAAUCUAUUAUGAAAAUGCAAUUUGAAAGUUUAACCUAAAACUGUGAUAUACAAAUGCAGUAGAGAUGUAAUAUUUCCAUCAUAAUAUGCAUACGUCACAUUAUGACUCUGGAGUAUCUAUAUACUUACAUACUACUGCUAUGCUACUCCAGGAAGUAAAGGUCAAAGUAACGUUAUGCAUAGCAGUAUUAAUGUAUGAUCUACUACGUAUUUAAUAAACUUUAUUAACAGGACUGUCAACGUAUUUGUUUUCUUGUGUUAAAAAAACUGAAUCAUACGUAAUUCAUAACUACAGCGGACACAAGUAGGAAAGAAGAUGAUACGUGCUAUGUUAAAAUGGAAUGGCGUGCCAACAUAUGUAAUUACAGAAGGAUGUUGGGUUGAGGAAGGUCUUUCAAUGUGUGGUAAAAAAGAUGUAGUAAUUAUUAUACCAGGUAAUCCUGGCAUUCCAGAAUUUUACGAAGGAUUUAUAAAAUCUCUCAAGACAAGACUUCCUACUGAAACACCUGUUUGGGUAGUUGGACACGCAGGACAUGUACAACCGCCAAACAAUUUGCUAAUGACCAUGCCAAGCGAUUCAAAUUGGAACGAACAUUAUAGUUUAAUGGCUCAACUGGAACACAAGAAAGAGUUUAUACAAAAAUAUGUGCCAGAAGAUGCAAAGGUACAUCUUAUUGGUCAUUCAAUAGGAUGUUGGAUGAUUUUAAACAUAUUGAAAGAUAAUUCUAUUUCUAAAAGAGUAGCGCAAUGUUAUUUGCUAUUUCCAACCAUAGAACAUAUGGCUACAACUCGUAAUGGAUUGUUUUUCACCCAAGUAGUAUCGCGUAUUGCAUUUAUCCUAGUUUUUCUUUGUUGGUUACUAUCAUGUAUACCAGUUUUACAAAUUUUUCUGAUCAGCAUUUAUACUUUGCUGCAUGGAAUUCCCGCAAAGCAUAAGAAGCCAAUUCAGCAACUUCUAAACCCACGCAACUUAAAAAAUGUACUCAGAAUGGCAGAUGAAGAAAUGAAAGUUGUUAAAGAAAGAGACGAUAUUACACUUGCACAAUAUGCUGAUAAGCUAUGGUUCUACUAUGGCAAUUGCGAUGGUUGGGCUCCAGUUAAAUUUUAUAAAGACAUGAAGACCGUACAUCCCAAUAUGAAAGCGGAGCUUUGUAAGCAUGGUUAUUAUCAUAGUUUUGUUUUACAGCAUGAUAAGGAACUUGGUCAAAUUGUUGGAGAUUUAAUUAAUGAAAGCAUAUCUUAAAGCUAAAUAAUAAACAAUAUUUAUAGUA